UCAUAUCCAAACGACACUUAGCAUGUCACUGUCGAGCGAGUCAGGAUAGCUUGAAAACUAUUUUAAUGUUACUCGUGGGGGAUAAAACACGAGCAUGUCGCCAUUGUCGGUGCUCGAGAGGGUUUAGUUGAACCGUCGGCUCCGUCGUGGUUAUUCGUUGUGUACAACAUUCCGAGAAAAUGAGCGGCGCUGAUCGAGGAAGUCGCCCAGCUGGUGGACAAAGCUAGCUGGCUAACCGCUAGCAGGAGUUCUUUGUUUUUGUUUUUCAACGCGGAGUUUUAGCGUUGAAAGAAAAUGAGCUAAAACUGAGAAGGCUUUGCUAAAAAGUGACAGGGAACAUGCCGUCUUUACAGUGAAUCCUUAUUUUAUGUGUUUGUGUGUAACCUAACCUAAAGAUAAGAUCACCGUGGGCGUCGGUUGUAUCAUUUAUUUAAUUUGACAUCUCCGACACAAAGACAAAAAGGGGUACAAAAUGGGCAACUGCUUGAAGUCACCCACGUCGGACGACAUCUCUCUGCUUCAUGAGACGCAGUCGGACAGGGCGAGCUUCGGGGACGGGACGGAUCCAGACCUGGAGCCGCCUCCGCCCUACCAGGAGCAGGCGCACAUGCCCAUGUACCACCCCACGCCCAGCCAGGCCCGUCUGGCAACGCAGCUGACAGAGGACGAGCAGAUUCGCAUCGCUCAGCGCAUCGGACUGAUCCAGCACUUGCCCAAGGGCGUGUACGACGGCGGAAAAGAUGGCUCAGAGAAAAAGAUCCGAGAGUGCGUGAUCUGCAUGCUGGAUUUUGUGUACGGCGACCCGGUGCGGUUCCUGCCGUGCAUGCACAUCUACCACAUGGACUGCAUAGACGACUGGCUCAUGAGGUCCUUCACCUGCCCGUCCUGCAUGGAACCCGUCGACGCCGCCCUGCUCUCCACCUACGAGACUAACUGACGCCCGCCUCCUCCCUCCUUUGUCAGCUCGCCUCGUGCGCGACAACAGUGAGUGGAGCUUAAAAACGACAACAAGAAAGGUUGGCUGUCGUCUUGCACUAUGAGAAAGAUGAUUUUCAAAUAAGCCCCCACCAAACACACACACACACACGUCGCUAAGAACGACAAAACUGUAGCACAGAUGUGUGUUUGUGUGACCACUUGAGCCGGCCUCAUUGGUCACCUGACUAUUAAAUUAUUCACCCAAAAUCUUAAAAUAUAUCUCCACCCCUUAGCAGCAAUUGCCUAAUGUCUCGGCGCAGUCACGCUUUACUUUAUAUAUUUAUGCAUUCUAAUUGGCUCAUGUGCGUGCGGCGUUUAUGUAUGGAAUUAAAAUAAACACAUGAUGUAAAGCGGCGAUAUUUCAUCAAGUAGUGCCCCCCAAUAAGAUGCCCCUCUUCAAAAAAAAAAAAAAAAAAAAAAACAUUCACGCACACACAGACAUUAAAGAGUCAACUGUGCAUUUGGACUCUGUUGCUAACCAAAAGAGCAGUACCUACCAAGGUACUUCAGAUGCAUUUGGCCAUUUUGAGUCAAAAAUGAUUUUCGUGUGAUGUGAACACAGCAACUUCAGCAAUAUGGGCUGCAAUAUUGUUGGAAUGUUACCCCCCCCCCCCCUCCCAAAAAAACACAACAUAUGCCAACAUGAGGUCAGCCAAUGUAAAGGGCUCAGGUGGAUUGCAAUAUGCUUGCACAUGUUUCAUCCAAUCCACUGAUUUGCACUUUAGAACAAUAUGUAAAAUAAUAAUAAUAUAUUAAUAUAUGUAGACCUUAUUAUAACCUUGCACUAUCAACACUUGCUUUCUUCACCCUCAUUAGUGUACGGACAGAAGUUUGCUUUCGUCCACUUAAUCAGCUGUUACACGAUUGAAUAUCAUGAGAUCAUUUUUGUUUUGGUUGCAGCAGGUUACCGUGGUGGUAGCAUGAUGACAUUUUCUUGUUCUUAAUGAUUUUUUUUCUGUUGCAUUCAGCAUAUAGUGGAGACAGAGGGACGUUUCACUGCACAAACCUCUGUGCAAACCCAAAUUCUGUGAGUUACAAGAAUAGAGCUUGCAUCACAUUUCCCCCCCCCCCCUUUGCGGUGUUUUUAAAACUAGUGUGAGCAUUGUUUCCUGUAACCUUGUUUUUAUUUCUAAUGUUUGUGUUGGUUUGUUGGAACAAGGGCGAACCAGCCCUCGUGUGUAACGGGAAAAAAAUACAAUAAAUAUGCAAAGACCUUC
Messenger RNA from Syngnathus acus (greater pipefish), 2195 nucleotides. Its product is annotated as RING finger protein 11. The coding region runs from base 473 to 937 and encodes 154 amino acids. The record is from RefSeq and is a predicted model, not a curated record. The transcript is spliced from 3 exons. NCBI's taxonomy places the organism in Eukaryota, Metazoa, Chordata, Actinopteri, Syngnathiformes, Syngnathidae.